Arvicola amphibius (Eurasian water vole) is the source of this 630-nucleotide messenger RNA. It is a transcript of the gene Hoatz, whose product is annotated as HOATZ cilia and flagella associated protein. The record is from RefSeq and is a predicted model, not a curated record. Gene Ontology annotation, biological process: cilium assembly. The transcript is spliced from 5 exons. NCBI's taxonomy places the organism in Eukaryota, Metazoa, Chordata, Mammalia, Rodentia, Cricetidae.
AUGGAAACGGGCCCCAGAAACUGUCCUAGCUCCGGGAAGGAAUCCCAGGAAAUCUGCUCUCCUGGAUUACUGGUGUUCACCGGCUGCUCUGAGCAGGAUGCCAACUUGGCUAAGCAGUUUUGGCUCGGGGCGUCCAUGUAUCCCCCACUGAAUCUCAGCUGGUGUUGAACCAGGGACAGCAGCCAGCGGCUACCAGUGGCAAAGCAUUCUAAAGUCCAAGUGAGCGAGAAAAAUCCAGUCCGACCCUUUCCCUUUGAUCGUAACAAGGAGGCAAAUGUCUUCGCAAAAGCCCAAAAGAUUCAGGAAGCUGAAGAGAAAGCAAAGUAUCUCCAAAAGAAUCCAUUCCUCUCUCAUCCUGGACUUUCGUCCCAGGAGCAGCCUGAGUCUGAAGCUUACGGAGGUGUGAGUAGGGGUCUUGUCACUUUGGCCCACUUGGCAAACUCAGGACCUCCCUGGGCGGCUCUCUCGGGAAAGCUGGCCCCUUCCGCUGCCUUGCCUCCCUCCAGUGAGCCUAGCAGUUUCUCCAGCCUGGAGCCUGGAGCACCAGACCAGGCCGUCGGGGGCGGGCCAGUCCAAGGGGCUGCCUUCGCCGCAGUGGACGUCCCAGGAGGCGGAGGGGCGACCAACUAA